ACUAGAGCAUAUGAACAAAGCCUGCUUCCAAAGCUAGCUUCCAUCUGGCAAUCCCAUUAACACCUGGGCACAGCUCUUCCCUGGAGCUUUGUGCAGAGAGCAUCUCCUCUCUAGGACUAUACAAGGACUGAACAAGAAGGAGAAGGACAGAGCAGAGCCAUGAACAUUGUCCUGGAAAUCCUGCUUCUGAUGACCAUCAUCUAAUCCUACUUGGAGUCGUUGGUGAAGUUUUUCAUUCCUCGGAGGAGAAAAUCUGUGGCUGAGGAGAUUGUUCUCAUUACCGGAGCUGGGCAUGGAAUAGGCAGGCAGACUGCCUAUGAGAUUGCUAAACGACAGAGCAGACUGGUUCUUUGGUAUAUUAAUAAGCAUGGUGUGGAGGAAACCGCAGCUGGGUGCAGAAAACUAGGUGUCGCUGCGCAUGCGUAUGUGGUAGACUACGGCAACAGAGAAGAGAUCUGUAGCUCUGUAAAUCACGUGAAGAAAGAAGUGGGUGAUGUAAUAAUCGUGGUGAAUAAUGCUGGAACAGUAUAUCCAGCUGAUCUUCUCAGUACCAAGGAUGAAGAGAUUACCAAGACAUUUGAGGUCAACAUCCUAGGACAUUUUUGGAUCACAAAAGCACUUCUUCCAUCGAUGAUGGAGAGAAAUCAUGGCCACAUCGUCACAGUGGCUUCAGUAUGCGGCCACAAAGUGAUUCCUUAUCUCAUCCCAUAUUGUUCCAGCAAAUUUGCUGCUGUUGGCUUUCACAGAGGUCUGGAAUCAGAACUGAAAACUGGUAUCAAAAUCACAUGUCUCUGCCCAGUUUUUGUGAAUACUGGGUUCACCAAAAAUCCAAGCACAAGAUUAUAGCCUGUGUUGGAAACAGAUGAAGUUGCAAAAAGUCUGAUAGAUGGAAUACUUACCAAUAAGAAAAUGAUUUUUGUUCCAUCAUAUCUCAAUAUCUUUCUGAUGCUACAGAAGUUCCUUCCUGAACGUUUCUUAGCGAUUGUAAAUCGUAUGCAGAAUAUUCAAUUUAAAGGAGUGAUUGGCCACAAAGUCAAAAUGAAAUGAGUAAAUAAGCUCCAGCCAGAGAUGUAUGGGUGAUAAUGAUACGAAUCUAAGUUUAGAAUCAAUGCUUCAAAGCUUUAGUUUACAUUUUUUUUCCAGUCCUGUUAAUAUUUAAAACAUUGGUUUGGCACUAGCACCAGUCAAAUGAGCCAGACUAAUUACCUGUUUCUCUGUUUCUCAAGAAUAUUAACAUACUUUUUAAUAGUUAGGUCUGUUUUUCCUUUCAUGCUUCUUAAAAACUUCUAUGCUUACAUAAACAUACUUAAAAGCUUUUCUUUACGAUGUUUUAUUUUAUUUUUCCAUUCAAAGGUGAAGAGAAGCUACCUCCCUAAAAGUAACUACAAAGAUAACUUGUUUACACAGGGAAGGUUUAAGACUGUUCUCCAAGUAGCAUUCCGAGCUGUAGCCACGCCACAGAAUGUCAACAAGAACACAGAGUGAGUGACAGAUAAGAGAUCAAGCUUCAGCAGGCAGCUUUAUCUCAACCUGGGCAGACAGCUUACUUCUUUAAAAUUCAGCAUUUGAAAGACUUCCCUAGUCUCUUCCUUUUUCAUCAACCCAAAACGAUGCAACUCUCUUCUGGACUUUGUUACUGAUUCUAUCUUCUGUAUAACUCGUAAGUCCACCAAAAGUUGACCCCUAUAUUUCCUCCAUUUUUAUAAUCUUGUAAGAUACAUGACAAAAGGUGACCAACUCUAUUUAAAUCCCAGAAUUUUAAGUUCUAACCCCAUCAUAACCUCUUUUUUUGUAGUUUAUGCUCUCAUAUAUCCUUGGUCCCAGAGAUAUUUAGACAAUUUUAGGUUCAAAAAUUAAAGCUAACACAGGAAAAUGAACUGUACUAGAUAUUACAUAACAAACAAUGGAUCCAAGAGAAGGAAGGGAAGAAAGAUUUUUUUUAAUAGAAAGAAUAAUCUGACUCCCACUACAUCAAGACUAAUUUUGUUGUGUAUGUUCUUCAUAUGUAUUAUAGAAUGCUUUUGCAUU
This is a messenger RNA of Sapajus apella (tufted capuchin), 2028 nucleotides long. It is a transcript of the gene HSD17B13, whose product is annotated as hydroxysteroid 17-beta dehydrogenase 13. NCBI's taxonomy places the organism in Eukaryota, Metazoa, Chordata, Mammalia, Primates, Cebidae. Gene Ontology annotation, molecular function: oxidoreductase activity, acting on the CH-OH group of donors, NAD or NADP as acceptor. Gene Ontology annotation, cellular component: lipid droplet. The record is from RefSeq and is a predicted model, not a curated record.